Molecule: messenger RNA, 921 nt
Organism: Aspergillus niger
Lineage: Eukaryota; Fungi; Ascomycota; Eurotiomycetes; Eurotiales; Aspergillaceae
Exons: 2
Coding region: 1-921 (306 amino acids)
Biological process (GO): transsulfuration
Cellular component (GO): mitochondrion
Molecular function (GO): thiosulfate-cyanide sulfurtransferase activity
Source: RefSeq, a predicted model, not a curated record
AUGAACCCCUUCUCCUCUCCUCUCAUAACUCCAGCCGAAUACCAUCACAAUGCCACAACAUACAACGCCACCGGAUCUAGGCGAAUCAUCCCCUUAGCAGCCUACCGUCCCACGCUCCACUCGUCCUUUGAAUCCUUCCACCUUCCAGGCUCAAAGUUCUUCAAUCUCGACCAAAUUCGCGACACUGCCUCUCCCUACCCCUCUAUGCUUCCCUCACCUUCCCUCUUCGCCGCUGGAAUGACUGCCCUCGGUAUUCGCAAGGAUGAUAUUUUAGUUAUCUACGAUGCAGACGAGAUAGGCACAUACCAUGCCCCGCGGCUAGCGUUCAUGUGUGAGCUUUUUGGACAUAAGGAUGUGCAUAUCUUGAAUAACCUGAGGCGGUAUGUGAGGAUGGGGCUGCCCGUAGGUUCAGGAUCUGAGGGGAUAGAGGUUCCAGUGGUCGGGACUGGAAGAGAGCAAGGUGAUGAGUAUGUUGUGGAAGAGGGGGAUAUUGAUACCGGAAGGGUGAUAUCUUUCGAGGACGUGAAGAAUUCCGUUCUCGGGAAGGAUCAGGAAAAGGGGAGGAUUGUCGAUGCCAGAAUACCGGGUCGGUUUCAAGGUGUGCAGCCAGAAAUGGAUCCAAGUUUGAGGUCCGGACACAUCCCUGGAGCGGUCAAUGUGCCAUUGGCGAGGCUAUUGGAGGAUGGGGAUGCAGUCAUACUGGCUACCGAAAAACUGAGGAGUGUUCUGAUGGAUGCGGGCGCGUUGGCGGAAGAAGAUGAGGGGAUGCUGUACAUUCUGACGUGCAAUUCGGGGGUCACGGCUGCAUCACUAGAUCUGGCUCUGAGGUUGGUUGGGGCGAAGGGAUCUAGAAGGGUGUAUGAUGGGAGCUGGAUGGAGUGGACGCGGAGGGUAGGGGAUGAACUGAUCGAAGUCUCGUAG